This is a messenger RNA of Chaetura pelagica (chimney swift), 2907 nucleotides long. It is a transcript of the gene ZC3H3, whose product is annotated as zinc finger CCCH-type containing 3. Bases 1 to 2907 code for a protein of 968 amino acids. Gene Ontology annotation, cellular component: nucleus. The record is from RefSeq and is a predicted model, not a curated record. Gene Ontology annotation, molecular function: metal ion binding. The transcript is spliced from 12 exons. Lineage: Eukaryota; Metazoa; Chordata; Aves; Apodiformes; Apodidae.
AUGGUCCUUGCCUCCUCCAGGAAGGAUCUGCUGAUGUUGCUCUUCUGGCAGCUCUUUGAGCACUGGUGGAGCAAAAACUUCUCUGUGCUGACACGUCUCAUAAACAACCACAAAAACACACACGGGGACGUGCCACGGUCACUGCCACUGAGAUGGAACAACCCCCACCAGCCUGGCUACAGAAGGAGGGGGGCAUUUUCAGCCAGGUACCCCCAACAAGCCCCCAGGGACUUCCAGCUUCACCAGAGUCACUCCUGGAAGAAAAAAUACUCCCUCGUCAACCGGCCACCGGGACCGGGGUUUGAUGCCGGAAGCGCUGGUGGUGCUGGCACCUCUCAGGCUUUUGGAAGUUAUGAGGAGAACCAGAGACCUGAGCCAGCAGAAUUGUCCCCAGAAAGACACGUGGACUUAACCACAGAUGGGAAUAUCGUUGUGGGGAUCCAGCUGCCUCAGAGGGCUGGUCUGUUGGAAGAUGGGGAAGGUUUGGCUGCCGUGAGUUCUUACGGGGAGUUUUCGGGGCUGCAGACGGUGGUGGCUGCUGCAGGUGGUGGGAAAGAUGUGCCAACACCUCAGUACAACAACCAGAAGGAAGAGAGAAGACCUUCCCUUUCUGUUUCCUUCAGCUCCUCUCACCGAUUUGUCAGCUCAGCCUACGUGGAUGUGGAGGAGAAACCCAGAAAGGUGCUUCUGGCCAGCGAGGUGGCCGGAACCUCCCCUGCCUCCUGUGGAAGCACCAGUGAAAGUGCUGUGACCUUGAAGUCAGAGCCUCAGGAGCCUUUGGUGUUGCCAGGUCACCAACCAGCUUGGCACUUGGUACAGAGGAAGGUGGAACCACCAGCUCCAGGACAGUCCAGUUGUGAGCAAGUUGGGGUUGUUUUCAGAGAGCCGAAGCUCCUUGGGAGUGGUGGGACGUGCUCUCAACCUGCUCAAGCUGCUGCUUCAGUGGUUGGGUUGGCUUCAACGAAGGGCAGGUUUUCCACAGUCCCCAAAGCUGCUGGUCUCCAAAGAGCUGCCUCGACAUCCAUCUCCAGCAAAGCUUCAAAGUUCAGGAAAACUAAUUACACGUGGGUUGCAAGUCCUGGUAAAUCCUCUCGUCCUGUGAAGAGAUGGGUCAGCCCAAGGGCUUCUGAAGGUGCUAAGAAGAUUGCUGGGGGAGUGGACAAAGGUUUUAAACUCUCACCAAAAGCAGAUUUGGGAGCAAAGCUGAAGAAAUCAGGACUGCAGUCCAAACUGGGUGUUUCUCCCAGCAAAUACAAAUGGAAAGCCUCCAGCUUGCAGACUUCACCCUCCACCUCCAGGUCAGCGUUCCGGUGGCGAUCUGAGGAUCAGAAGAAGCCUCCAACCCUCAGCCUCCCACCCCCUCUGAGCACUGGGUCUGUUGGUCUGGGUGGGACAAAACCCUCCGUGGGUGAUGCCUCAUUUUCCAGUUAUAAAGUGAAGAGCAGGACAAAAAUCAUCAAGAAAAAAGGGAGCUUGGGUGCCCCCACUGAGAAGAAGAACAACUCCUCGCCCACCACCCCCCUGAAGAGCCACUUCCAUCUCAGGAAGAAAAACUCCUUGAGAGGGAAACCUGUGCCACCAAAACGCUCCUCACCCAAGGGCCUGGUGCAGAUCACCAAGCACAGGCUCUGCAGGCUGCCAGCCACCAGGAUGCAGGUGUCCACCAAGGAAGGACCCAACUUGCACUUCCUAAGGAGCCCCCCAGGCAACAAAGUGAUAAAAACACGCUACAGGAUAGUGAAGAAGAACGUGGUGUCUCCAGCCUUAUCAUCCUUCAGCAGCCCCAUUCCCAGCUGGAAGACAAGGCGCCCUGUGACAUCCAGGUCCCCACAGUUAAACCCAACUCGCCCAUCACCUCAGGGCAGCAAAUCCCAGCAGGGGCAGCAGAGAUGGAGGAGCAAAGGCUUCUGCUGCAUCGGUGGGGUGAUGUACAGGGUGUCAGCCAAUAAACUCUCCAAGACUUCCAGCACCCCCAUCCGGGCCAGAGAACUCAGCACCAAGAGUCCUGGCAGAGCAGGGAGGUUGCUUUGCACGCCCAGCCCUGGCUCCUCUCCAUCCAGCUGCCUGAACAGAUCAGCCACCAGCCGCUACAUCGCCAGUCGGGCAGUUCAGAGGAGCUUGGCCAUCAUUCGUCAGGCCAAGCAGAAGAAGAAGAAGAAGGAAUAUUGCAUGUACUACAACCGCUUUGGAAAGUGCAACCGUGGGGAGAGCUGCCCCUACAUCCAUGAUCCAGAGAAGGUGGCUGUCUGCACCAGGUUUCUCCGUGGCACCUGCAAGAAGACAGAUGGGACCUGUUCAUUUUCCCACAAGGUGUCCAAAGACAAGAUGCCUGUGUGCUCCUACUUCUUGAAAGGGAUCUGCAACAACAGCAACUGUCCCUACAGCCACGUCUACGUGUCCAGAAAGGCAGAAGUGUGCCAGGAUUUCCUCAAAGGAUAUUGUCCCAUGGGAGAAAAGUGCAAGAAGAAGCACACGCUGGUUUGCCCCGACUUUGCCAAGAAGGGUGUUUGCCCCAGGGGUGCCUGGUGCAAGCUGCUGCACCCACAGAAGAAGCGUCACUCAAGAGAGGAAGAGGAUGGGGACCGCAAUGAGCCCCUCUCCAAGUGGAGACGGGUCAAGGAGGAGACAAACAGGGAUGAUCCAGCUCAGCUCCAUGAUGAUGGAGAAAUUCCUGGACCCUCCAACGUGGAGCCAGAGGUGAAGGUUAAGAAAGAGAGAGGCACCUCACCAACCAGCUGGCUGCAAAAGCUGCCCUCCUUCAUCUCUCUCCAGUCCUCACCAUCCCCUGGUCACCAAAGCUGCAAAGUGGAGAAGGGUGAAGAUGAGUCAGAGGAUGAGCCAGCUCCUACACUGGAAAACCCCUUCAUCACCAGCAGCUCUGCAGAAGGGGAAUUUGGGGCAUUCUAA